This is a messenger RNA of Lactuca saligna, 402 nucleotides long. NCBI's taxonomy places the organism in Eukaryota, Viridiplantae, Streptophyta, Magnoliopsida, Asterales, Asteraceae. The record is from the annotation of a GenBank genome assembly.
AUGUACAACAUUGUUGCACCAUAUGCAGAAAUUUCAGGAUCAAUGAAAUCCCUAUGGCCUUCCAAAUUUGAGCUUUAUUUUGAAUGUGAUAAGUGUGUUCAUGGCAUGGAACUCCCAAUUAAAUGGGAUGAUAAGGAGUAUAAACUUCGGACUGAAAAGGAGUCUAAGUUAGCGACUGACGUCUGUGCAACCAUCCAAGUUGUUGGGAGGUUUGAGCUCAAAGUUGACUUAUCUGUGGGUGUUGGCCAAGGAAUUGUGUGGAAGACGCAUUUGAAUGAUAAAACAGAGCCCGAAGAGUUCAGGACCAACGUUAACAGUGAUUGGGUGAAGAUGAAACAAAAUGAAGAAUCCGAAGCUUAUGCGUUCGAUUUGAAGCUUCACGUCAUUAAGCUGCUUGUGUAA